AAACACAAGGGUUUUACUCUCUUGUACGACGUAACACAUAAAGAAUCGUGACUCUGGAGAUCAAGUUGAAACGCCGGGUGAUCUAAAUACUGCGGCGGCGCCGCGACUGUCCACUAGGUGUCGCUCCUUGACAACCUGCCCGUCUGCGGGGAAACCAGUCUCUCGGUUUACGGCUGACAUGAAUAACAACAAUCGUACAGCUUUGAGCGUUAGCGUCGCUUAACGCCAGAUUUGGCUCGAACAUUUCUGGUUUUUUUAACCGGGCGAGUGUCCGCUGCCUUGCCGCGAACGAGGCGGACGAUGGGGAUUUAGCGACUGAGAUGGAGUAUGAUGAGAAACUUGCCCAUUUCCGUCAAGGCCGCCUCAACCCCUUUGACCGUGGGGAGGAAGAGGAUGGUCUCCAAGAUGGGAAGAUACCCACACAGCAUGAGGUGAGACCCGAGCUCUUCUCUGACACCAGAACCCAGUCUCCAGAUCGGACCAUGGACCUUGGGUUGGCUGAGGACCACUUCUCGAGGCCUGUGGGUUCGUUUGUGGCGUCAGACAUCGAGCAGCUGGAGCAGGCCAUAGAGGAGUGUAAGAGGCUGAUCCUGGAGCUGCCAGAACACUCGGAACGGCAGAAGGACACAGUGAUGAAACUUAUCCACCUGCGGCUCAAACUGCAGGAGCUCAAGGACCCUGAGGAAGACGAGCCUAAUAUGAGAAUUCUGUCGGAGCACCGAUUUUAUAAGGAAAAGAGCAAGAGUGUGAAACAGACAUGUGACAAAUGCAACACCAUUAUCUGGGGCCUUAUCCAGACAUGGUAUACCUGCACAGGUUGCUGCUAUCGCUGCCACAGCAAGUGUAUGAACCUGAUCACCAAGCCCUGUGUGAAGUCAAAGGUCAGCCACCAGUCCGAGUAUGAACUCAGCAUCUGUCCUGAGAUAGGAUUAGACCGGCAAGAUUACCGCUGUGCAGAAUGCCGAACGCCUGUGUCGCUGAGGGGCAUCCCUAGUGAGGCCAGGCAAUGCGAUUACACAGGCCAGUAUUACUGCAGCACAUGCCACUGGAACGACACGGCAAUCAUUCCGGCGCGUGUCAUCCACAACUGGGAGUUUGAACCACGCAAGGUGUGUCGCUCUUCCAUGCGUUACUUGGCCCUGAUGAUGUCACGACCCGUACUUAAGCUGAAAGAGAUCAACCCACUGCUGUUUAACUUCGUGGAGGAGCUAGUAGAGAUUAGGAAGCUCCGUCAAGAUAUCCUGCUGAUGAAGCCCUAUUUAGUCACCUGUAAGGAGGCCAUGGAGGCUCGGCUACUACUGCAGCUCCAUGAUCGCCAGCACUUCGUAGAGAACGACGACAUGUACUCGCUGCAGGAUUUGAUUGAUAUCUCCAGCGGUCGACUCAGCUGCUCCCUCACAGAGAUCCACACCACGUUUGCUAAGCACAUCAAAUUAGACUGCGAGCGGUGUCAGGCCAAAGGAUUUGUCUGCGAGCUGUGCAAGGAGGGAGACAUCUUGUUCCCUUUCGACAGCCACACCUCCGUGUGCCACGACUGCUCGGCGGUCUUCCACAGGGACUGCUACUACGACAACUCCACAACUUGCCCGCGAUGUGCACGGAUGACGGAGCGCAGACAGGAAGAGCCGUCAGAUGAGAGAGGCGCCUAACCGUGAAGCGAUGGGAUACGACUGUGACUACCGGGUGAUGCUGCACUUUGUGUGAUGUUGUGUACUACUCUUAUCAAGACAUAUUGUAACGACGAGGACUCUAACGUAACAUUUCUGUUGUUUUGUGUGUAUUUCUGUUUUCUCUGUUCAGGGUCAGUGCACUACAUAAUGGAUAGCGGGGUACCAACAGGCCUGUAAACAUGUCUUUCUUGAUCUGGCUGUACUGAGCACUGAUUUGUGCGUGUGUGUGUGUUGUGUGUGCAUGCGUGCGUGUGUGUCUCGUGCGUUUGUCUGUCUGUAUGAAUUUGCUGAAUUAAUAUAAAUGGCCUGUAAAGAGAAACUAACGUUAAAAAGUAGGUCAUUUUGUGCGCAGGAGCUGAGAGGUGCCGGCCAUUCAAAGUGUUGUCUAUUUUACUGCCAACUUUCCUAAAUGUUUAAAGCUAGGAUCGUGGAGAUUUGCAUGCAAACACAUGUUCUUUUUGGACACUUUCUAUAGCUGUUAUAUGAAAGAUAUAGCUAAUAUAUCAGUAUAAAAUAUAGCCAUCAGCACUUCUGUAGUUAUUUUAAUUGUUAGUGUCUGGUAGGGCUCUCCGGGAAAAAACAAUACAACACACAGUGUUUUGCAACAUCGCAGCCAAAUCCAGAAGAAAUCCAUUAGCAGCGAGUUUAAAGAUGAGGAAGUUCUGCAGAUAUGCAAAACGAGGUCACGUGACUUUUCCAUCGACAGACACUUCCACACCAAUAGCUAAGACCCAGGAUGAACACUGUUUGUUUUAAUGUUAUUAUUUUAAUUCUGAAAGGACCUCUGGGUUUUGUAUGGGCCAUACCCUGCUCGUACUCAUACCCUUGCCACAUGGAUCCAUAGGUGCCAGUAAGUUACAUGAAAAUGACGAUCUUCAGGAUUCGUCCUGUCCUCCAGGAAGUACAUCGUGGUGCUCCACGGGCGGUCUUGUUUCUGAGGUAGUAGUUAUCAUACUAUGAGUUUGCCUUUACCACCGUGGCUUUUUUUUUUUGAUGUUAACUUCCUGAACAUUUGUCCCAGCUGUUCUCUCAAACUGAUUGGUUUCCUGUUUGCGUUUAAUGUAGUUUUUAAGACAGU
Messenger RNA from Lampris incognitus (smalleye Pacific opah), 2748 nucleotides. It is a transcript of the gene def8, whose product is annotated as differentially expressed in FDCP 8 homolog. Bases 321 to 1649 code for a protein of 442 amino acids. The record is from RefSeq and is a predicted model, not a curated record. Lineage: Eukaryota; Metazoa; Chordata; Actinopteri; Lampriformes; Lampridae. The transcript has 12 exons.